Messenger RNA from Closterium sp. Yama58-4, 5763 nucleotides. The record is from the annotation of a GenBank genome assembly. NCBI's taxonomy places the organism in Eukaryota, Viridiplantae, Streptophyta, Zygnematophyceae, Desmidiales, Closteriaceae.
AUGGAGGACGGGUUUCGGGGUAGUGGCAGCGGGGGUGAGGCCGACGGUGGUGAGGACGAGCCGAGUCCGGCGUCUGGUGGGGCUCAACUCGAACGGGGAGCAGAACCGGGGAUAAUUAUGCUCGGCGGUCAUCGUACGCGACCUAAUUGGACGCCUCAGGAGGAUCUAAUUCUUCUACAGCACGUGGCGAAGCAUGGGACUCGCAACUGGGGGUCGCUUCAGAUCAGCGGGUUGCUGCCGAUUCGCGAUCAGAAAGCCUGCUGCAACCGAUUUAUCCUUCUGAAAAAGCGUUGCAUCAAGGACAAGCGCAGUCUGUCGCAGCUGCUGCAGCGCGCUAAGGACGCCGUUAUUCAUGACGCAGCCAGGAAUGUCAACGCAGCCGCAGCUGGAGCCGCCGGUUCUUCGUUCGUUGCCGGAGCCGCGCAAGCGUCGUCCUUCCACCAUGCGUCCUUGGGAUCGCCGCGUGUCGCGGGUGGUUUCGCCGGAUCGUCCCCAGCCCUUCACGCUGCCGCCGCGGCGCUCAACCCCCUUGAGGCUCUCACUUCGCCCAGCAUCGGCAUUAACAGCCAAUCACGGGUCUCCUUUAAAGGGGGUGGCGUCGCUCAACAGCAGCAGCAGGUUCAGGAGAUUUCCCAGAAUCUUCCGCUGGACGGGUUGCUGCUGGACGAGGCGCAUCUGGCGUGGCUGAAGCAGGCGCACAUAGAGGCGCAGCGGUUCACGCUCUCCCAGGUGCACGCGAGCAAAGGGGAAGGGCAGGGGGACGGGUUGCAAGGCGGACAGCAAGGGGGUCAGCAGGGGGGACACCAGGGAGGGGGUAAUAGUGGUGAGGAGGUGGGAAGGGCAGAGCAGGGUGCAGGUCAUCAAAGAAGUGAAUGUGCGAACGAUGGGAGGGGGGACGUGGCAGUGGCACAGCAGGAGUCGGGCCUGCAAGGCGUGGAUGCUCACAAACAGCAGCAGCUGCAACAGCAGCAGCAGCAGAGUGCGAGCAUGUCCAUGCAGCUAGCCAACUUGAGGUCACAGGUGGGACUUCAGCCCGGGUCGCUGCUCGCCCAAGCACUCAAGCUCUCCCACCAGCCUUCCUUCGCAGCCGUCUCCAACCUCCCGCUCUUCUCCAAUUUCCGUUCUGUCACCGCGCCUCACUCCCCCUCUGCACACCCCACCGAGCCCCAUGCAUCAUCACCCCAUGCAGCUACUCUGUCAUCUACGAGCACUGUAGCUGCAGCUGCUGCUGCUGCACCUGCAGGCGCUACAGUGUCGGCUCCCAAUUCAUCGAGCCCUGCCUGGAGCGAGCCCGCGUUCCCCACUGUGCAGUCUGGGGAGGUGACGGACCGCUUCUCUUCCUUCAGCGACUCGCAGUUCGCCUCUGCUGCUGAAAUCGGCGCCACUUCUUCCGCCGCUGCUGCUAGCAUGAUGGCGGCUGCUGCAUCGGCAGGCCUCGAUGGUGGUCGCAGUGGUGCUGUUGGUGCCGGCAGCAGUCUUGGUGGUAGUGGUGUUGGUGGGGGCUUAAACAGUACUUUGCCUGCUGGGGGCAAUGACAGUGGGAGGGAGGGUGGUUCGUUCACCACUGUGCUUCGGAUGUCCUCAGCUGCCUUUCAGCACCAGCAACAGCAGCAGAUGCUGCUGCGACAGCAGUGGAGUGGGCAGGCGGGUGGGCAAGAGAGUGGAGCAGCUAAUGCAGAGCCCUCUGUGCAUGUGUGGAGGCCAAGGGAAGUCGCGAGCUGGUUCCAGCAGCUGGGACAGUCAGGCGUACUUGCGAAACUUGCUGGAGACAUGGGUGGGGAGGGCGGGGAGGCGGAAAAGUCGACAGCAGCACCGGCUGCAGGAGGGGGAGCAGGAGUGGAAAAUCAAGGGUUUGAACGGGGAGGAGGAAUGCUGUUGCUUGCAGAGCCUGCAACUGCCAAUGCAAGCAGACAUGACGUCCAGAGGGAGCAUCAGCAGGAGAAGCCUCAGUCCGACCUCAAAAGGCAUGAUCAGCAUGUGGAUGCAAGCAACCCCCCCGCAUUGCAGGAGCCGCAGCCGCAGCAGAAUGAGGCGCGAGAUGGGACUCAUCAACUGGGCCAUCAGGCUUCCAUUCUGGGCUUGCAGCAGUCUCGCAGGCCAGAUGCAAUCUUGGAAGCCCUCACAUCAGGGUCACAGUCGUGGGUGGGUCAGGCAGGGCGCUGGGUUGACGAGCAUCAAAUGCAGUGGAGGAUGCAGAAGGCAGGGGAAAAUGCAGCCAUGGGUGUGGGAAUGGCUCAGGCGGAGCAGCAAGAUGCUACACAUGCGGAUAAUCUGGCUGAGGCGGAGAUUCUUCGAGCAUUGCACGCAGAGAUGGAGUCGUUGAGCGUUCUAAUGGAUUCUUCAUCAGCACCGACCACGGUAUUGUUUCAGGACGAUGAGGAGGAAGAGACAACUUCUGAGACAGAAGGCGUUGAAGGUGACAAAAACGAAGGCAAAGGCGACAAGCCCUCAGAGGGAACUGCUGAAGAGGGCGAGAUUGAAGAAGAGGAAGAGACAGAGGCAGAGCAGCCUUCAGCCUUCGGUGCCUGGAAUCUCGGCAGUCUGCUACAAACAAUCGCCACCAAAUCAGAGGAGGUGCUGCGCGAGUACAAGCAGGAGCUGCAGGAGUUCGGCGAGGGGCUCAAGAAGGAGACGGAGGAGCUCGUGGAAACCACCGCCUCCACCGUUAGCGACCUGCCUUCCUCGCUCGAGUCCGGCGCCCAAGCGGCUCAGAGUUCACUGGAGGGUGUAGGCCACACAAUUGAGGAGUUCGGCUCUUCUCUAUGGAAAGGCACAUCUGAGAUCCUGGCGUCAGUGAAGGAGGCAGUGGCGAUGGUGGAGGAGGAGGUGGCUGCCAAUGCUACUGGCGCCCGCCCCCGAGCGCCCUCCGCUGCUGCUGGGCUCGCCUCCGCCAUCCCCAGAGGCAAGUACAGCCGCUAUGAAGCACUGGUGAGCGCCAUGCAGAGGGACAGCAGCACGUACUGUGACGAGCCAGAGGACACGGAGGACUUUGCCAAAUGGGUUGAAUCUUUCGACCUCAAAAACAGGGAGGCGGACGUGGAGGCAGUGCUCAAGGACAACGCAUUCAUGCAGGAGCUGCAGUCGCGCAUUGUGCCAUUGAUCGUGGAGCGUGAGACCUUCUGGACGCGCUACUUCUACCGCCUCUACCGCCUGCAACAGGCAGAGGACGCCCGUGCCGACCUCGUCAAGAGGGCGACGACAUCGGAGGAGGAGGACCUGAGCUGGGAUGUGGAUGACGAUGCAGACGAUGCUCAGAGCAGCCCUGCUGCUGCGCACCAUGGCGGCACGGGUAAAAGUGAUGCUGCUGCUGCCGAUGCAGAUGCUGCUGCUGGAGUUUCUGCAGCUGAUGAUGCUGGUGCUUCUGCUGCUGAUGCUCCUGCUGAUGGCAGUGGCUCCUCUCCUUCUGUGAAGCCCGAGGAGGCAGUUGUGAAAGGCAAUGCGGAAAAAGAAGCUGCUGCUGGGACAGCGAGUGAGGCAAAGGGGAGUGGGGAAGAAAAAGAUGCAGGAGAAGGGGAGGUCGAGAAGGAGAGGGACGCAUCAAGUCAAGCAGCAACAUCACCGCAACCAGGGAAUGUGCAUCUCUCGGAAGUGAAGGUGCCCCGCUUGGAGGAUGCUGGCCUGGAGGACACUGCACUGCCCUUCUCCGACAUCCAGGCUGCGUUUGAGAUUGCAGCCAGAGCGAGGCCAAGGGAACCUAGUAACCGUAGCAGCAGCAGUGACAGCUCGGCGGGCAGCGAGUGGCAAGUGGUGUCUAAAGAUGACGCUUCUAAGGAGGACGGAUUGAAGGCGUCACAAUCCUCUGCUCCUGCUCCUACUACAGUAGCUGAUGCGGUUGCUGCCACUUCUGCUUCGGAUGUGUCAGAACCUGCAGCUCUGGGCUCCCAGCCUGCUGCCGAGCCUACAACUGCCAGUGCCUCAGAUAUAACAAGCCCGGAGGGCAAAGGGGGGAAGGAAGAAAAAGACGAGAAGGAGUUCGAGGCGGAGGAGAGGGGAGGGAAGGGCAAGAAGGAAGGUGGAGAUGGCGAGGAGGACGAGCUGAAUUUUGCCGCAAGGGCCGUCGCUUUUACCAUGGCUGAUGCGCGUCAAGUAGGAUCGCUCUGGACUCCGGAGGAAGAUGUAAUUCUUCUGCAGCACGUGGCUCGCUACGGCACCAAGCAUUGGGGCUCUCUUCAGUCCAGCUCAACUUUACCUCACCGCGAUCAGAAGGCGUGUUGUAACAGAUUCAUCCUUCUGAAGAGGAAGUUCUUUCAGGCUCGAGCUAAGGGUCAGAAUCUGCAGACCAUCUUUCCCUACAUCAAUGUCAACUCUCAGCCUCAAAGCCCCUCGGCGGCGGUGGCCUCGUCGAUGCUUCACGCUCCCGCGUCGCCCUCUUCCACGGAAGUCGCGCUCCGCGUGAACGUUUCGUCCCGCGUCAUCUCCAAGCGCGCCGCACCGCCUUCUCUUUCAAAGCCCGCUAUCCUUCAGUCCGCUCUCGCCACUGUUCAAGAUCAAGCUGCAAACGGCAGCGGUUCCGUGUGGAUGCCGAACCUUGUCGACGCGCAGCGCUCUCCCGCUGUUUCAGAUCCCUCGUCUCCUCUCAGCGCGGCUCACGGCGCGUUAUCCUUGCAGCAGCAGCAGCAGAAGCAGCAGCAGCAACAGCUGCAGCAGCUGCUCGUCACGAUCGGCCAAUCAGCGAACGCCGUGAGCCAAGCCGCGAUGCAGUUCGUCAACGCUACGUCUUCCGUCAACUCUACUUCAUUUCCCGCCACUCAGGUCAACCAGCAGCAGCCGCAGUCCGCGACUUCCGCCGAGGGUCAGCAGAGCGCAGCGGACGCGGUCGUGAACAUGAUUCUGAGCAAACUUGCCGGCGACGCGUCUGGCUUCGCGAAGCAUCCCGUCGCCAGCGCAGCGGCCGCAAGCCCCGCCUCGUCCAAAUCGGACGUCUCCGUCGAGCCCGCCUCCGCGCAUGCUCCCUCCGCUCCCCUGCUCGACGCCUCGUCCCGCCCCUCGUCCGCCGCCCCUCGCCGCCCGUCUCUCCUCUCCGCGUCGCAGCGCGGGCCGUCGCCCGUCGUGCCGUCGUCCGCGGCGUCCGCGGGCUCGUUCCCCGCGGACUCCGCCGGGAGUCUGCAGCAGGUGGUACCGGGGUCGGAGGGCGAGACGGAGAGCGACGACGACAUGCUGCUCGCGUACCUGUACGCGCAGGGCCACGCGCAAGCUACCGCGCCGGAGAUUCAACAGAAGGAGAUAAGUGCGGAUGGCGCUGCGGUGGAGGUUGAGAAACAGGAGGAGCAGCGGGUGCAGCAGGCAGCGAGGCAGGAGGAGGCAAAGCAGGAGGAGGCGAUGGCAACAGACGCGGCGGACAUGGCGCUGCUGAUGCAGCUGCACGAGGAGGUGAUGGUCCUCGAGAAACUCGUCGCUGCUGGCCCGUCCGCUGCGUCCGCUGCUGCUGCCGCGCCCAGCGCCACCCCCGCCGUGGCUCCUGCGUCGGCCUUGGCGCCUCUCCCGCCGCGCGUGGCGAACGCCUCGUUUUCCGGUGCAGCUGCGUCAGGCGCAGCUGUUCCGCUUCCCAGGAGCGCGUCCCAGCGCCCUGACGCGUUUCUGGAGCAGGUGUCGAGUGCACCUGGGCGCAUGUUGUUUGGGUUCAGCCCUGUGUACGACCUCAUGGCUCCUGGCGCUUCCUGGGACGCCCAGGCUGCUGCUGGUGAUGCGGCUGGAUGGGAUCUGAAGGACAUGGUUGAUGUGUCUGCGUUCAACCUGGGUGCUUCUGCCGCCUUCCUGGCGUGA